Molecule: messenger RNA, 1319 nt
Organism: Merops nubicus (carmine bee-eater)
Lineage: Eukaryota; Metazoa; Chordata; Aves; Coraciiformes; Meropidae
Product: conserved oligomeric Golgi complex subunit 6-like
Exons: 8
Biological process (GO): intra-Golgi vesicle-mediated transport
Cellular component (GO): COG complex
Source: RefSeq, a predicted model, not a curated record
GUUAGAAUUGAGCAGGUGAUUGUUGCUGAGCCAGGAGCAGUUUUACUGUACAAGAUUUCCAAUCUUCUUAAGUUCUACCACCAUACAAUUAGUGGUAUUGUAGGAAACAGUGCAGCCACACUGUUGACAACAAUUGAAGAAAUGCAUUUGUUGAGCAAGAAGAUAUUCUUUAAUAGCCUGAGUCUUCAUGCAAGUAAACUAAUGGACAAGGUUGAACUCCCACCUCCUGAUCUUGGCCCAAGCACUGCACUAAAUCAGACCCUUAACUUGCUGCGGGAGGUUCUGGCAUCUCAUGACUCAUCUGUUGUUCCACUGGAUGCCCGUCAAGCUGACUUUGUGCAGGUUCUGUCUUGUGUGCUAGAUCCAUUGUUACAGAUGUGCACUAUGUCUGCUAGCAAUUUGGGCACAGCUGAUAUGGCAACCUUCAUGGUAAAUUCACUUUACAUGAUGAAGACAACUUUGGCUCUCUUUGAAUUCACUGACAAACGACUAGAAAUGUUACAGUUUCAGAUUGAAGCUCAUUUAGAUACUCUCAUCAAUGAACAAGCUUCCUACGUGUUAACAAGAGCUGGUCUAAGUUACAUCUAUAAUUCUGUGCAGCAACACAAGCCAGAACAGGGUCCUCUUGCAAAUUUGCCAAGCAUGGAUUCCGUGUCCCUGAAGGUUGCGAUGGCUCAGUUUGAUCGCUAUCUCUCUGCUCCAGAUAGUCUCUUAAUGUCCCAGCUGAAUUUCCUUCUGAGUGCCACUGUGAAAGAGCAGAUAAUAAAACAGUCAACAGAGCUGGUCUGCAGAGCUUACAGUGAGUUAUAUGCAGCUGUGAUGGACCCUUCAAAUGGGUAUAAGGAUCCAGAAACCAUCCUACACAGAUCUCCUCAUCAAGUUCAGACACUCCUUUCGUAGUCUUGCUUCCCCCUGAUUUGUCAGAAUCCAUAAUUCUGUAUUUGUUGAGCAUUUGCAUUGAGUUAUUUUUUCUGGUUUGAAUUUUGAUGUGUAACAGCACAGUUAAAUUGUGUAGGAAUGUGGGUUUGUUUAAUCUCCUUGGCAGAAGUCUAGACUUUCCUCUGUCUUUGAAUACCUUCUAUAGGCCAGAAAAUAGAAUAUAGAUUAAAAAUUAUUUUAAUGUAUUCCUCUAAUGGAAAUGGACCUUGACAAUAUGCAAUCUCUUUGAAAAAGGGAGUAAAGGAGAAAGAAGCUUUUUCCUUGCUGUACAUAAUCCUUUCAGCUAGAGAUUGGACCAGUGUCACUUACAAACUCAUCAAUAUUUUUAUUUGCUCUUUUCUCUCUUCUUUCACUCUUUUUUUUUCAGCCUGUCAUCAGUA